AUUUUUUAUCCCCAAAAUGUUCAUUGGACGGCGUGAAAGUACAACUGAAAGUGAGAGUAGUGAUGAAAACGUUGUGAGUUUUAGAAGAAAAGUUAGAAAUAGAAUUUCGUCGUGUUCAGGCUCGGAUACUGAUGAAUCAUAUGCAAGUGAAGAUAUUGAAGAAUUACUAGAAGAACUGGUUUUAGACGAAGAAGAGAAAUUGAACACAGCUAAUGAUUCAUUGGACAAUAUCCAAUGGAUAUACAAUUUUUCAUUGCCGCGCAGCACAAUGUCCCGCAAUCGUUUUGAAUUACUGCUAUCAAACUUGCAUUUUGCUAAUAAUGAAACAAUAGUACAAAAUAACAAACUUGGAAAAGUUUUACCACUUGUAGACAUAUUGAUGGUUAAUUAUCAGAAGGUUUUUUCACCAGGCAAAGAAAUUGUUGUCGACGAGACAAUGGUUCCGUGGAGGGGACGACUUGGUGUGCUUGGACUGUUUCAACGAAUAUCAUGCGACAUAGUAUAAUGUAAUAUGUUAUCCUAUAUAAAUUAAUAAAAAGUAGAGUGUAAUUUGUGUAUUUUUUAUAUUUUUAUGUUGUAUAUUCUAUAUUUAUACUUCAGAACU
Eufriesea mexicana is the source of this 604-nucleotide messenger RNA. RefSeq lists its product as uncharacterized. The coding region runs from base 17 to 505 and encodes 162 amino acids. NCBI's taxonomy places the organism in Eukaryota, Metazoa, Arthropoda, Insecta, Hymenoptera, Apidae. The record is from RefSeq and is a predicted model, not a curated record. The transcript has a single exon.